AUGUCAGGGCUCAUGUACCCUACGGAGGAGUCUCGGCAGAGCAGUGCGCGAGCGGAGCCCGACAAGUCGGAAACGAGCUUUGUACAGUUCUUCCGCUCGCUUCCGAGUGCGAUUCCUGGCACGAUUCGCCUGUUUGACAGACAGGAUUUUUAUGCGGCAUAUGGCGACGAUGCGUUGUUCGUCGCGGACACAGUAUUCAAGACGCAGUCUGUGAUCAAGCAUCUAGGAGGGCGAGGUGAUACAGGGCUUCCCUCCUGCUCUCUCAACCCUGCAGCCGCCAAGAGUUUCUUGCGAGAGGCUUUGACGUCGAGGCAGCUCCGCAUUGAAAUUUGGUCGUCGACCAAUGGCGACAGCAGUGGGCGUCGUAGUGGAUCAUGGGCUAUCAGCAAGCAGGCCUCGCCAGGCAAUCUGCAGGAUGUGGAAGACCUGCUUUUCCUGAAUGCUGAAGUGGUCACGAGCCCGAUUGUCUUGGCGAUGCGUGUGAAGGCGCAGGAUGGCUUGAAUACCGUAGGCGUUGCGUUUGCGGAUGCAACCAAUCGCGAGUUCGGUGUCGUGGAAUACCCGGAGAACGACUUGUUCUCCAAUUCAGAGUCUUUGCUGAUCCAACUAGGUGUGAAAGAAUGUCUUCUACCUGCGGACGAGUCGCAGUCGGAUUACGACCUGAGCAAGCUUCGUGCUGUGAUGGAACGAUGUGGGUGUGUCGUGACACACGUUAAGCGGUCUACUUUCCAGACCAAGUCGAUGGAGCAAGAUAUGCAACGACUCUUGUCGUCGUCCCAGAGUGCCUUGGCACCGGAGCUGGAGAAGAAAUGGGCCAUGUCUUCGGCUGCUGCGCUGAUCGCGUAUCUACAUUUGCUUGGCGAUGAAUCCAACUUUGGCCGCUUCACGCUACGCACGCACGACCUGUCAGAAUACCUUCGCUUGGACCAAGCUGCGUUACGUGCGCUGAACUUGUUCCCUGACCCGCAGGGCGGCUCGGCAGUGAGCAACAAGAAUGCAAGUCUAUUUGGCUUGCUCAAUCGGUGCAAGACCGCACAAGGCACACGCAUGUUGAGCCAAUGGAUCAAGCAGCCGCUGAUCAAUGUGCAUGCCAUCCAGAAUCGCCAGACGCUAGUAUCCAUUUUCCUGGAGGAGCCUGAAGCUCGGUAUCGUCUGCAAGACGAAUUUCUGAAAUUCAUGCCGGAUAUGCUGCGUAUCAGCAAACGAUUCCAGCGUGGUGUAGCUACCCUGGAAGAUGUGGUGCGUUGCUACCAGGCAGUUGUCAAGAUGCCGGCGCUGCAGCAGACAAUGGCCGACAUCCCUGUGACAAACGAGGCAGAUCGUACGUUAUUCCACAGUUCUUUCGUGGCGCCUCUCGAUGAACUUUACCAGCACUUGGCCAAGUUGGUCGAGAUGGUCGAGAUGACGAUCGAUCUGGACGAGCUGGCGUACCACAACUACGUGAUCAAGCCGGACUUUGACGAGAACUUGGGCCUCAUCAAGGCGAAGCUGGACCGAAUCCGCGAUCAGCUCGAUGAGCAACAUGUUCAGGCAGGCCAUGAUCUUCGCCUCGAUACCGACAAAAAGCUGCAUUUGGAGAAUCAUUCGUCGUACGGCUACUGUUUCCGUGUGACACGAACGGACGCUGGUGUGCUUAAGAACCGCAAGACGUACAUGGAUCUUGGCACCGUUAAGGGUGGUGUCUACUUUACGACUUCGGCCAUGCGCGCUUUGAACGAUGAUUUCCGCUCGUUGUCGGAGGAGUACGCGCGAACGCAAAGUCGCCUGGUUAAGGAUGUGAUUGAUAUUGCGUCCUCGUACGCCCCGCCUCUCGAGCAGCUGAAUGUUGUGCUGGCCAACCUGGAUGUGAUCCUGAGCUUUGCACAUGUGGCCAGCAACGCCCCGAUACCAUACACACGCCCUCUGAUCCAGGAGCGGGGCUCGCCGCUGGUCCUCCAGGACGCGCGUCAUCCGUGCUUGGAAGUGCAAGACGAUAUUCAUUUCAUCCCCAAUGACGUCUCGAUGGUGCCAGGCACGUCGGAAUUCCUGCUUCUAACAGGCCCCAACAUGGGCGGCAAAUCGACCUAUCUCCGACAGAUUGGUAUGAUUACGCUUAUGGCCCAAAUGGGAUGCUUUGUCCCCGCCGCAACUGGAGCGCAAGUGCCUGUGUGUGACUGUAUUUUGGCGCGUGUGGGUGCGGGAGAUAGUCAGUUGCGUGGUGUGAGUACGUUUAUGGCAGAAAUGCUUGAAACGGCGACCAUCCUCAAAACGGCGACCAAGGACUCGCUUGUGUUGAUUGACGAGCUGGGCCGUGGCACCUCGACGUACGACGGCUUUGGCCUCGCAUGGGCCAUUUCAGAGUGGAUCGUGAAAGAAAUUCAUGCCAAGUGUGUGUUUGCCACACACUUUCACGAGCUCACCAACCUAGCGAAAGAGCAGGCUGGCGUCCAAAACCUGCAUGUGGUCGCGCAUGUAUCGCCCCGCGAAGAAGGGUCCCGCUUCGACAAAGACAUUACGCUGCUCUACAAAGUGGAGCCUGGUACGAGUGACCAGAGCUAUGGUAUCCAAAUCGCCGAGUUGGCCGAUUUCCCGGAGAGUGUCAUUCGACUAGCAAAGCGCAAAGCGGAGGAACUCGAAGGCGUAGAAGACGCGCCGCAGACCAUGCACUUUUCAGAGGACGUGACGAACGAAGGCGUAGCACUUGUGCAAGAAUUCCUUCAGGCGUGGCAAGCGCGUACAGACGACAACAAGCGUCAGAAACUCGACGAGGAGCAAGCACAACGACAGGCCCUAGCAUCCUGCAUGCACGACUUUGAUGCAAAAAUCAAGGCCCAUGUACGUAUGCCAUGA
Messenger RNA from Malassezia pachydermatis, 2829 nucleotides. Its product is annotated as dna mismatch repair protein. Gene Ontology annotation, molecular function: mismatched DNA binding; ATP binding; ATP-dependent DNA damage sensor activity. Gene Ontology annotation, biological process: mismatch repair; mitotic recombination. The transcript is spliced from 3 exons. The record is from RefSeq and is a predicted model, not a curated record. Gene Ontology annotation, cellular component: nucleus; MutSalpha complex. Lineage: Eukaryota; Fungi; Basidiomycota; Malasseziomycetes; Malasseziales; Malasseziaceae. Bases 1 to 2829 code for a protein of 942 amino acids.